This is a messenger RNA of Lodderomyces margitis, 3291 nucleotides long. RefSeq names its product sulfite reductase subunit alpha (gene MET10). Bases 1 to 3291 code for a protein of 1096 amino acids. Lineage: Eukaryota; Fungi; Ascomycota; Pichiomycetes; Serinales; Debaryomycetaceae. Gene Ontology annotation, molecular function: sulfite reductase (NADPH) activity; FMN binding; flavin adenine dinucleotide binding. The transcript has a single exon. Gene Ontology annotation, cellular component: cytosol. The record is from RefSeq and is a predicted model, not a curated record.
AUGGUCCCACACUUGCUAAAUGAGGAAGUGCCUAAGAGCCCAAGUGGUAGUACCGCUAGUGAAGCUAGUUUAGGCGGCUCCAACCUUACAAGAUUAAUCACCUCAAACCCAUUUGGAUUAACAACUGAUCCAAAACUGAUCAGAGGUUCAACCUACACGUCUGCUGGAACUCUCAUCAAUCAAACUAUUUAUGCGAUUGCUUCAAAGAUUUUCAGCUACGAGACUGUUGGUGCAGAAAACUUACUUGACUCAUAUAUUCAAGUUUGGUUGCACAACCAACACUCCAAUGCUUUUGGAAUAGUCCCAUUUUACAACAAGUUUGAAGUUAGAUCAGGGGCUUCUAAUGCCAUUUUGGGCUAUUUCAAGAGGAAUGGAACACAUGGUCAACCGGUUUCAACCAUUUUAGGUGCUAGUGGUAUUGAUUACAUGAGAAGCUCCUUAUUAGGACAAAAGGCCCCAUUAGCUUUGAAUGUUUCAGCAGUUGACUUUGUUGAGAAUGCGUUAGUAUCAAACUAUGGAAGGGUUUUGAAUGCAGCCAGAGAUUUAAAUUUUCCAGUGUUUACCUCUACUGAAUUUGGUAAUGAGAGUCAACAUUUGGCCAUCUUGAACCAUUUUUACGCUUUUGCAACAGGUAGACCCUCGAUUUUCUUGUUUGAUGGUAUUGAGUCUGCUAAAAGUUUUAGAAAAUUUGGUGACGCUUUAUCAGUUGAGGAAAUUGGUCAAUUGUAUCAAAAUUUGCUUGAUUCAGCUCCAUCAGCCGAUCUCAGCAUUGAUGCCGCUUUCGAUUUGUUAAACAAGUUCACUGGAAAAAAUUACUCUCAGUUUGAGUAUAUUGGAGGUAAAAACGCCAGGACCGUGUUUAUUGCCUAUGGAACUCAUGUCAAUGAGCAAUGGAGAAACGUUGUUAAUGAAGAAAUUGGCUUGAUUCAAGUUCGAGUCCCACUUCCAUUUAAUCAAAACAAGUUUUUGCUGAUUAUUCCUGAAUCAGCUGGAAAAUUGGUGAUUUUGAAUUCAGAGAAUGACAAGUUGAAGGCUGAUGUCACUGCUACUUUAUUCUUGGGUAAUAGUUACUAUUCACUCUCAAUUGAAGAGUUUAGGUACCCAUUGGACUUUGACUGGACUCCAAUUACCAUUGCAAAGACAGUCUCCAAGUACGAUACUAGUGUGAGGAUUGAGAAUAUUUUACCUUCAUACAACAGCGAGCCAAAGGAUCAAAUUAUUACUGCCAACACAUCACCCGAGGGGCAAUAUUUGUUUUGGAGCAGAGACGAUCGUAUUGUUGUUGAUACUGUUGACAAGUUGGCUCUUUCUUUGUCUUUGGAUGACUCAAAAAAUGUUGCAAUCAGAAACAAAUACGACAAUUCAAAAUCUGGUGGUGUAUUUUUUUCACAAAUUACUUCAACAACCGGAUCGUAUAGCACUGCUGAUGCAGCAGAUGUUAUUGUCAUUGAAGAUUUAUCGUUGUUGGACUCUUAUGAUAUUUUAGCAACCGCCAAGCCCGGAGCCACGAUCAUCUAUAUCAACCAGAAACAACUGAUUGACGUUGAAAAAUUACCCAUUGAAUUCAAAAAGUCAUUGGCUUUGAACCAUAACAAGCUCAUUGCUGUCGAUUUUACAGUUGUUGAUGCAUUGGAUGAAACCAAUAAUGGCACCAAAGGUUUAACUUCUGAGCUUUUGUUACAGUUGGCAUUCUGGAGAGCAACCUUGCCCGAAUUGGGAGAUUAUAUUGUUAACAAGUUAUUGCAAGCAAAUGGUGGCUCAUUAGAAUUAUUGGCAACUGUUUUGGAUAAUUUUAUCAAGGCUGCAGAUUUGAAGAAUGCAAUUGUUCCUCUUGAAGUGUUGCCAGAGUGGGAAGACUUGAAGGAAGAAGUGCCUGAGCUGGAGAAGAGUGAUGAGAAGGAGGAAGCUUCUACUAAAAAUGAAGAGGUUGAGGAAACUUCUCAAGAAAAGGAAAUCGAACCACUUCCAUUCUUUGUAACCGAGACGUCGGUGUUUGCAAACCCAAGAGUGCCACUCGAGCAACCCGAAGAAGUUAACAACACCCUCCACAAACACAUUGCGCAAAAAGUUGUGUUCCCAGAAGCAUUCAAUCUUAAUAAAGAUUUGAGACCCGAUUUGCCAGUCAAGAAUUUUAUCGUCAAGGUGCAAGAAAACAAGAGGUUGACACCAGCUGAAUACUCGAGAAAUAUUUUCCACAUUGAAUUCGAUACCACUGGAACUGGUUUGAAAUACGAAAUUGGUGAAGCGUUGGGUAUUCACGGAAGAAACAAUUCCGAACAAGUUGAAGCUUUCCUCGAGUUUUACAACGUUGAUGGAGACUCCCUUGUUGAAAUAACCAACAAAGAGGAUCCAGGAUUGGUUGAAAUUAGAUCAGCAAGGCAAAUCUUGAGCGAGUCCAUUGACUUUUUGGGUAAGCCACCCAAGAGAUUUUAUGAGUCAUUAGCAGAAUUUGCAUCCGACGUGAAGGAGAAGGAGAAUUUGAUCAAAUUAGCAAGUGCAGAAGGAGCCGAGGAGUUGAAAAAGAGACAAGAUGUUAACUUUGAUUCAUACUUUGAUAUUUUGCAAGAGUUCAAAUCGACAAGACCAAAAUUUGCUGACUUGGUGAAGAUUGUUGCACCUUUAAAGAGAAGGGAAUAUUCAAUUGCGUCGUCACAGAAAAUUCACCCUAACGCCGUGCACUUGCUAGUUGUUGUUGUUGAUUGGGUUGACCCUAAAGGAAGAUUGAGGUAUGGUCAUUGUUCGAAAUACUUGUCUGACUUGAAGAUUGGUGAUGAAUUAGUUGUUAGUGUUAAACCCUCAGUCAUGAAGUUGCCACCAUUAACAACACAGCCAAUUGUUAUGUCUGGGUUGGGAACUGGUUUGGCUCCAUUCAAAGCUUUCAUCGAGGAGAAGAUUUGGCAACAACAGCAGGGUCACGAAAUUGGUGAAAUAUACCUCUACAUGGGAUCUAGACAUAAGAAGGAGGAGUAUCUUUAUGGUGAAUUAUGGGAAGCUUACAGAGAUGCAGGGUUAUUGACUCACAUUGGUGCUGCGUUCUCUAGAGAUCAACCCCAAAAAAUCUAUAUCCAAGAUAAGAUUAGGGAGUCCAUUGACGAAUUGACUGAUGCAAUUGUGAACAAGAAUGGAUCCUUUUAUUUGUGCGGUCCCACAUGGCCAGUUCCUGAUAUUACUGCUUGCUUGGAGGAUAUUGUUUCAAAUGGUGCUAAGCUCGUAGGUGAGGAAUUGAAAGACGUUGCCAAGGUGGUUGAAGACAUGAAAGAGGAGGGCAGAUACAUUUUAGAAGUUUAUUAG